Theileria parva strain Muguga is the source of this 1266-nucleotide messenger RNA. It is a transcript of the gene Pelo, whose product is annotated as mRNA surveillance protein pelota. The coding region runs from base 115 to 1236 and encodes 373 amino acids. NCBI's taxonomy places the organism in Eukaryota, Apicomplexa, Aconoidasida, Piroplasmida, Theileriidae. The record is from RefSeq and is a predicted model, not a curated record. The transcript is spliced from 11 exons. Gene Ontology annotation, biological process: nuclear-transcribed mRNA catabolic process, non-stop decay; RNA surveillance; nonfunctional rRNA decay. Gene Ontology annotation, cellular component: cytoplasm.
UUUUGUUAAUUAAUGUACUAUCAAUUAUAAAAUUUAUUUUUUGUUUUUAAUCUAUUAAUUCUAGUUAAAACCUGUAUAAUAUUUGUUAUUUUUCCCUGCAAAUAAUGUUUAUCAAUGAAAUUGUUACAUCGACAUAAAACUCAUACAGGAGGAAUCCAACUAAAGUUAUUUUUAGAGACUCACGAUGAUCUGUGGUUUUUAUACAACAUUGCCUUCAAAGGUGACUUGAUUGAGGGAUUUACCUCGAGAAAAAUAAAAACAGAAAAUUGUAACUCGAUUUGUGUAAAGCAGGAGAUAAAGAAGUUUACAAUCCGGCUUUGUAUCGAGUCUGUCCAAUACACUACCUCUUAUGAUGACAUUCACGUUACCGGGACUAAUGUUCUCGAAAACCCAUAUGUUAAGAUCGGCCAAUACCACACUCUUGAUGUUCAACCUAACUCCACAAUUACUCUUUUCAAGGAGGAAUGGAAUAAACUAUGUGAAGAUAAACUCUCACACAUCCUCAAUGUUUCAAUGAACGCUGAACAAGCUUUUCUAGUUAUUGAUAACGGACGUGCCUCAUUCUUUCUACUUUCUCAGUACAUGACUAAAGAAGUUUUCAAACUCAUCCACAACAUACCUAUUAGAAAAACCUCAUCACACAGAAGUUCAAACUCCUCAAAGUCUUCUGAGUCAUUUUACAGGAUGAUUUUGGAUAAAAUCGACUCAGAACUGGAUUUUAAAGUGCUAAGGAUGGUUGUAAUAACAGGGCCGGGAAUAUUUAAGGACCUCUUCUUCGAGUACAUGAAAGCUAAUUCUUUAAAUCUAAAUCAUGUUAACAUUCACAAGAACCUCAGUAGAUUCAUUUUGUGUAACUCUUCAUUUUCCGACAAAAAUGCAAUAAAUGAAGUCCUAAGUAACCCUCUGCUAUCCUCGAAACUUAACUAUGUUUUCUACCAUGACCACAACAAGGUGCUGGAUGAACUGAAGACUAGACUUGAGAUGAAUGACGAAAAGGUGUGCUUCGGGUUCGAUGAUAUCUACAACGCUGUGACUCUGGGUGCUGUUGAGAGCAUUCUCGUUAGCGACAACGUGAUUCGAGAAGCGUCAUCCACAACGAGGAGGAAGAUCCACGAACUUGUUGACGAGGUUAAGCAUUACGGCGGCGGAGUCUACUACUUCUCCGACAACCACUGCGCCACUGAGUACAUUAAGAACCUGACCGGGCUUGUAGCUCUGCUUCGAUUUGUUAUUUAACUUAACGUUUAAUGUUUAUCAUGAAGUAAA